Molecule: messenger RNA, 2515 nt
Organism: Bursaphelenchus okinawaensis
Lineage: Eukaryota; Metazoa; Nematoda; Chromadorea; Rhabditida; Aphelenchoididae
Source: the annotation of a GenBank genome assembly
AUGAGUAAUGUUGAAAAGGAAGAAGGUGAAAUCGAAUCUGAAAGGUAAUUUGGUUUUAUCUUGAUUUAUUUUACAAUUCUGUUAAUUUUAGCGAAGACAGCGACCAUUUCUCUAUUGAAGUAAGUUAAUAUUGGAAAAAUAUACCUUUUAUUGUCAGGAGCAGCGUAUUGAUCAGUUUUGCGAAGAAGUUUAUCGUGUUCGAGACGAAAUUAUGAGGUCGAAGAGUAAAAAUAAGAAAAGUAAGUUGAUUUUCAGCUAAUAUUAUGAGUUUGGUAUUUAGAUCACAAGAAGUCUAAGAGCGAUAAACGAUCUCAUGAAGGUUCUUCCAAAAGUUCUCUAACUGCUAAAGACAACUAUGAGGUCGUGAAUAUGGACAUUGAAAGUCCUCCGAUGUUGGAUGCCGAUGAUGAAGAAGAGCGGGCUCUCAGGGAAAUGCUUCUGCAACAAGUGAGUUUUUAAGUUUAUUGAUUUGAUAGUGUAAUUCUAAAAAUUUUAAGUUUAGGCACAGUUCUUAUUUCUGUGUAUUUUUUAGGUAAUGAAAAAGAGAGGAAAAGUGGAUAGACAUGAAGCUAAAACCUCAAAACUGGCCUCUUCUAAGUCGUCAAAAGAAUCUCCGGUCAAAUCAAACAGUGAUACUGGACAACGUUUUCCGCCACCGCUUUCACCACCUCAGAUGCUGCUACCUCCACCACCAAUACCUCCGCCAUCGUUACCUCCUCCAGCGUCUGAACUAAUUAUGAUUGAUCAAGUAUCUGACAAUUCUGAUUACGAACCUUACAGUCCGAAACCUUGCAAAGCUCCUAUAAUCUCAGAACAGGAAGACCAAGAAGUUGUGUUAAAUUUCGUGCAACCGGUACAACAUAAUGUGGACUUUGCUGAAGAAGAGUCUCCACGAAGUCCAGAACAGCUUUCUGAAGAGGAUUUUUUGUCUUCUGAAUUGGAUGAAACCGAAGACGAAGUGUUUGAUGACGAAUUGACAGAUUUUGAGAUAGACUUAGACGAGGAAAAGGAAAUGAUCACAACGAACAAGAAAGAGUUGCUGAAGGCUCAGAAACGGUACAAGCUUAGUUUACAGGAUUACAGUACGGCCAAGAGGAACAUUGAGAAGUUAAAGGUAAGAUUCAGCUUUUAGCCAGCCUUAUCCACUAUUGAAUGUUAAUAUGCAAGAUAUUGAUUAUGUUUUGCAGGAAGAACUGGCUAAUCAAGAACGUAAACUUUUUGUGUAUGCUGAGCGAUGUAUGGAGAUGGCAGAGAAGAUCAACGUGUUGGGAGAGAAGUGUCACAUUUCAACUACAGACUACUUAAGUAAAGUUCACUUAGAAAGAGCCAAAUGGAAGAUGAAGGUCAACAAGGUGGCUCAAGAUACCAAAACAAAAGUUAAGAAGCGGGUUAAAAGGAUAUUCAAGGGACGGGUUAUUAAGCCGAAAGUUAUUCCGUUGGUUAACGUCACGCCAAAGACUGUAGCUAGAGGUAAGCAGUUUUCUAACAAUACGUUUAGGUAUAAAUUAAUUUUAAGGUUGUUUCUUUUUGUCGUUCUUGACUUUCCUUAUGAUGAAUUUGUAAUCUUGGGUAUAUUUAUGUGUUAUGAUUGAAAAUUAAAACAUAUUGUUUAGCAAGUCGGAUAAAAGAGCUACGGAAAAGGGCGGUGUCGGUCAGAGAAGAAAAACGAAAAGUACUGAAGGAAACUCGGACAGUACAGAAAACGCUACGAACAGAGAAUGGUAAUUAUUCCCAAACUUUAAUAUUACGUCUAUUACUUGUUCUUUAUGAUGGUAUUUUUGCAGAAACAGUGGCGUCUACUUUGCAACAAGAUGUCAUUACGUCUUCUACCGAGUUAUCCUUGGAUAUUACCGAAAUAAUGCCAGGGACAAGCGACGCAAAGUCGAUUGAAUCCCAGCUUUUGGAAAGGCUGAUUAAGAAGACUAGACAACGGAGUAUUACCAAAACUCUGCGUACUAACAAAGAUAAUAACCUUAACAACAUGCUUGUCCAUACCCAAUCUCCGUCCUCAACCUUACAUCAAGCAGGUGAAGAAGUAGUCGAAGAUCCCUCUCCUUCUGUUAAUGUUGAUGGAAUUGACAAAGCGUUAAGGAACCCGUUGAUUAGAAUGAGAUCUUACCGUUUGUAUCCGUUCUUUCCUUUCCAACAUAUCACUCAUCCAUCUAUCUCAAGUUAUGUCAGGCCAGAUGUACCUCUAUGUCCUUUUGAGCUGAAUGGUUUGUGCAAAGAUGAUCAAUGUCAAUGGUACGUUUUAUAUUUAAGUUUUGAAAAAAUAUAUAAUUUUGUAUGUGAAAUGUUAUUCUAUUACUUUUUUUUAUUAAAUUUGUUGCUUUUUAAUAAAAAUUAAAAAUAUUUUUUGUUUUAACUUACAUACUUAUCGUUGAUUUUCAGGCAACACGAUCAGGACAUGCGGAUCAGUGAACAUGAUAUAAUCAAGGAGAUGAUCUCUUUUUACCCUCAGAUCUGCCCUUCGAACACUUCUAUUGGUACUAACCGCGACAAGUUUAUAUAUUAG